Messenger RNA from Rotaria sordida, 531 nucleotides. Lineage: Eukaryota; Metazoa; Rotifera; Eurotatoria; Philodinida; Philodinidae. The record is from the annotation of a GenBank genome assembly.
AUGGUUUCUCAUGUCAAGAAAAAGCGUCAGGAUUAUGAUCUGAAGUACUAUCAAAAAUUACAAUACAAACGUUCUAAAUCGAAAUCAUUUAAUUCUGAAUAUAUUCAAAAACAGAAUGCUAGGCAACAAAAAUGUAGACGACUAAAGAAGGCAACACAACAAACACCAACAAAUGCUACUGAAUCAAUAACGACUGCUACUGAAGCACUAUCAAAUGCAACUGAACCACCAACUGUCAGGACAAUCUUACGAAAAGCUGAAGGUGUUCGACAUCGUCGAGCCUAUACAAGAAAAAUGAAAAAUGAAAAGGAAAAAUUAUCUAAUGAAAUAAAAGUAUUACGUAAAGAAAAUUCGAAGUUGAAGAAAAUUUUGUCCAAACAGCACUCAGGAGAUAUUGAAACAAAUGAUGUAACAUCAGCCGUAUCACCAACAAAAUUAUUUAUUAAUAGUAUUAGUCCACGAGCAAAAAAACGUGCAACUAAACGAUUACUUAAUAAAAAAAUCUACCUCGUGGUUCUAUUUCAAAAUUGA